This is a messenger RNA of Hydra vulgaris (swiftwater hydra), 1748 nucleotides long. RefSeq lists its product as uncharacterized. Gene Ontology annotation, molecular function: DNA-binding transcription factor activity; sequence-specific DNA binding. Gene Ontology annotation, biological process: regulation of DNA-templated transcription. The record is from RefSeq and is a predicted model, not a curated record. Lineage: Eukaryota; Metazoa; Cnidaria; Hydrozoa; Anthoathecata; Hydridae.
AAACGAAUUCAUCUUCAGCAAACGUGGUUUAAGAAAAAAUGGCUAUUCCAGCUUUGAUCAGUUUAAAUCAUCUCAACAUUGAGGUUAUUAAAGAUCUUAUUACCAAGAGUGAUGAUGAAAUUAGAGCAACUGCUCUUAACAAUCCCAAGGCCGGUGAAGUUUAUGUCGUCCAAGUGAAUAAUGGGAAAGAUGAUUGGCGAGCAGAUGGGUAUAGGUGGAAGCAAAAUGGACGCAGUAAAAUUCCUCGUGGUUUACCACUGUACACAAAACUCCACUUUGCUACAGUUACACCAACAGGAACUUCAUGUGUUUUUCAGAAAUUUGUAUACCGUGAUCUAAGUCGGACAGAUGUUGUUGUUGUCCAUUAUAUAGGAAACCAUGAACUUGCAAUCUUAAUGCCUCAUGGAAAUUGCAGAAAAUCAAUAAGUUUUUUACCAACAGCUCCAACUUUGCGAGAUGCAAUUAUUGAUUCUGACAACUACAAGGAUCUUCUUGUUGAUACCAAGCAUAACCAGAUCCAAUUUCAGCCUAGAAACUCAAGACAGUUGAAGUAUGUGCGUAGUGUCAAAGCAGAAUGUACUAAACUAGGCACUGAAUCUUUUUUAACAAUUCAUGAACUGGCAUAUAUGAUACCAGGUUUUGUCUGGUCCAUAUCCACGUAUCCAGACUUGUCAGUGUUGUUUGGAAUGCAAAAUUUAAUCGAUGAACUUGUGAUGUGCCCUCAAAUUUUCUUUUCAUAUGACACAACAUUUAAUUUAGGAGACUUUUAUUUGUCAAUUUUAGUUGCUCAAAUGAGUUGUUUUAAUGAGAACCCAUGUAUGCCUAUAGCAUUUGUUUUACAUGAUAGGAAGUUAGAUAAUGUUCAUAAACAUUUCUUUAAAACAUUUAAAAGUAAACUACCAAUUUUUAAUCAGGUUGUUAUUGUGACUGAUGGUGAGAGUGGAAUGAGUAAGGCUAUUAAAAAAGUCUUACCAAAAUGGAAUCUGGUAUCUUGUUCCAAUCACAUAAUAUCUGAUGUUGAUUUUUGGCUAAAAAAACACAAUGCUUGUCAUGAAGAAAUAAUAAUCUAUAAAUCUCAAAUGCAGGAACUUCUCAGAUGUGAAAGUGAAUUACAUCUAAAAGUUAAAAUUGAUACAUUAAGGCUUUCUUGGAGUGAGGCAUUCUCAGUGUAUUUUUCAGACUACUUGUAUUCACGUAUUUUAAUAGCUUAUAUUGGUCAUCUCAGAUCUGUUGGUUUAAUGGAUAAUAUAGUUACAAAUAAUGUAUCUGAAUCAUUAAAUGCAGUUAUAAAAAAGUUUCAAGAAUGGAAAGAAGCGCCUGUUGAUUCUAUGAUUGUUGCAAUGCAUCGCCUUCAGACCUUUUAUUUGACAGAAAUUAAGCGGAGUUGUAGUGGCUUUGGACCCUACACUCUCUUUGACAGCAGUCUCCUAAUCAAUAACACAGACGACAUACCAAAAGUAGAUAGUCCAGAACUUGUUAUUGCAGAGCUGCAAGCAGCUGCAAGCAGCUGCAAAUAUACCAAUGCAGCAAUGCAUACCUCCAUCUAUACGAUCUCUGCACCUGAUGGAAAUGCGCAUGUUGUGAAGUUGUAUCCGAAGGAAAACUGCACAUGUCCUUCAUCAACAAUAUGUUGUCACAUACUAGCUGUUAAAUGCAGCAUUGGAAUUGAAUGUGGUGAACGCAAAAUCAUAAAUUUGACCAAAUUGCGGCGUAACUCACGGUACAUCAAAUUACUCUGGGGUGCCUAA